AUGGUUGUCACCUGCGAGUUUCGCAUCCCGAUGCCGAUGACGGUACAGGAGUACUUCACUGCGCAGCUCUAUAUGACCGCCAAGACCACGAGGAUGGAGGCUGAACGGGUGGGAGGAGCGGGGGUAGAGAUUCUCAAGAACGAGCCGUGCGAACAUCCCAAGCAUGGACGAGGGCAGUACACGCUCAAGGUCUAUCACUUCCACCACAAACUCCCGCGAUGGUUGCGAGCCGUGGUUGCCAAGAACAAGGCGACGCUGAGAGAAGAGAGUUUCAACUGCUUCCCUUACAUCAAGACCACCCUCACCAUCGAGUCCUUCAAGAAGUUCCAAGUCGUGGUGGAGACCCAACACCUCCCGAGCACGGAGGAGGAGAACGCGCACCAUCUGAAUCAGAAGCAUCUCAAGGGGCGCAAGGUGGAGUACCUGGACAUCGCCAUGGACGAGGUGGAUCAGGAUGAGACCGGGACGAUGGGAAGUGAAGACCCGAAGAAGUUCCGAUCGCUCAAGACAGGACGAGGACCUCUGAAAAAAGACUGGAGGAAGACUUCACGCCAGCUCAUGUGCGCGUACAAGCUGGGGGGUGAACCCAAGUUCGACUACUUCGGUCUGAGGUCAAAGGUCGAAGAUUUCAUCAUCAACUACGAACGAAAUCUGUUCCUGUCAACUCACAAGCAAAUCUUCUGCUGGAUGGACGAAUGGUAUGGCCUGUCAAUCCAACAGGUGAAGAAGAAUGAGAAACUCUUUCUUGCUGCUUCCUCUCUUGAUUCUUCUCUCUCCUCUUCUCUGGUGUAG
Molecule: messenger RNA, 792 nt
Organism: Guillardia theta CCMP2712
Lineage: Eukaryota; Cryptophyceae; Pyrenomonadales; Geminigeraceae
Exons: 4
Coding region: 1-792 (263 amino acids)
Biological process (GO): phospholipid transport
Source: RefSeq, a predicted model, not a curated record